AUGGACAAUAAAAAGGGAGAGAAAACAGAAGAGAAGAGUCGUGCCUGGCCAAAGGCUGACAAUCAAAUGCAGAAAUAAAUCCUUGAUCUCUGUAACUAAGCAGUUCUAUACAAGCAACUUAAGAAGGGUGCCAACGAAUCUACCAAAAGUUUAAACAGAGGAGUCGCUGAUUUGAUCAUCUUAGCUGCCGAUACCGAGCCACUAGAAAUCAUCUUACAUUUGCCUCUUCUUUGCGAGGACAAGAAUGUUCCAUAUGUUUAUGUAGGUAAAUAGGCCGACUUGGGAAGAGCUUGUGGCGUCUCAAGAAAUAUAGUUGCAGCAGUCAUUUUACAUCAUCCAGAUUCCCAAUUAUAGAGCCAAAUCAAUGAGAUGAAAGAUAAAGUCGAACAACUAUUGUUAUGA
Messenger RNA from Stylonychia lemnae, 402 nucleotides. Lineage: Eukaryota; Ciliophora; Spirotrichea; Sporadotrichida; Oxytrichidae. The record is from the annotation of a GenBank genome assembly.